Molecule: messenger RNA, 1758 nt
Organism: Selaginella moellendorffii
Lineage: Eukaryota; Viridiplantae; Streptophyta; Lycopodiopsida; Selaginellales; Selaginellaceae
Product: pentatricopeptide repeat-containing protein At4g02750-like
Exons: 1
Coding region: 1-1758 (585 amino acids)
Molecular function (GO): protein binding
Source: RefSeq, a predicted model, not a curated record
AUGGAACCGGCACUUGUCCUGGAUCGCCAGGAAUGCAUCCGUCAGCUCAAUUCGUGCAGGACUCUGGCCUCGGUGCGGCAAAUCCAUGCUCAGAUUCUCGAAUCCCAGAUCGCCACCGAUGAUACCUUCGUCUUCAACAAGCUCAUCGAGGUCUACGGCAAGUGUGGGGGUAUCAAGCAUGCCGAGGAGGUGUUCCAAAGCAUGGAUUAUUCGCGCGAUUCCAUCUCCUGGGAUUUCAUGCUCACUGCCUACUCGAGGAACGGGAACCUGGAAGAGUCGAAGCAACUCUUUGAUAGGAUGCCUCGUAAAGGACUCAUUGCCUGGACUGUUAUGCUGAGAUCGUAUGCUCAAUCUGGGCUUAUCGAUCAGGCAAGAGAGAUGCUGGAUCGAAUGCCAGAGCAUGACACCACAUCCUUAAACACGAUGAUUUCUGCAUAUGCCCAAAACGGGUAUUUUGAUGAAGCCGAGCUUUUGUUUAGUGAGAUGCCUGUACCGGAUCUUGUUUCGUGGAACACCAUUCUCUCCGCUUACACACAAAGCGGCAGAAUAGACCACGCAAAGAUAGUGUUUUUCAAGAUUCCACUCAGGACGCUGGUUUCCUGGAACACUUUCUUGUCUGCAAAUACCCAAGCUGGUAAUAUCAAUGAAGUGUUGCUUGUGUUCCAGAUUAUGCCCGAGCACAAUUCAGUCUCCUACACUGCUCUCUUGUCAUCUCUUGCGCAAACCGGGCAUCUGAGUGAAGCAAAGAGAGUCUUUGAUUCAAUGCCCGAGCAGAGCCUCGUUUCUUUUACAGCAAUGCUUUCGGCAUACGCCCAAAAUGGGCAUCUUGAGGGUGCGAGGGAGCUCUUUGAUCGCAUGCCGGAGCACGACUCCGUCUCGUGGAACGCUAUGCUCUCUGCAUAUGCACAAAACGGAAGGAUGGGAGACUCCGAGAGGCUGUUUGGCAGUAUGGCUCACAAGGAUAUAGUGAUGUGGAAUGCAAUGUUGUGUGCGUAUGCUCAAAACGGGUAUACUGAUAAAACUCAAGAAAUCUUCAACCAGAUGCAUCACCAUAGCUUGGUCUCGUUGAAUGCAAUGCUUGUCGCCUAUGCUUCUGCUGGAAGAGUCAGUGAUGCACUAGCGCUGUUCGAACAGAUGCCGGAGCGGAACGUCGGAUCUUGGAAUGCCAUGCUUGCUGCAUUUGGAUGUGGACGAAUAGAGGAAGCCAAGCAUCAGUUUGACACAAUGCCGGUGAGGAGCAUGGGGUCGUGGACGUCGAUGCUGGCUGCCUAUGCCCAAAACGGGCAUAUCAUGGAAGCCAAGAGGAUGUUUGACGAGAUGCCUCAACACGAUCUAGCCGCCUGGAAUUCACUCCUCCUCGCCGCUGCUCAAGACGACGAUCGAGAGCUCCUCAAUCGUGUUUUCUUGGCGAUGCCCCAGCGCGAUACCAGAUCCUGGGACAUCUUCCUGGCAGCCCAUUCUAGACCGAUCGAUCACGCCAACACGGCCUUGAAGAUCUUCGAAAGGAUGCCCGAGAGAGGUAGAGUUUCAUGGAGCACAGCGCUGACCGCGUGCGCCCACGCCAAGCUUGCGGCGGUCAACCUAUUCAACGCCAUGAAGACCGUGGAGCCUCCGUGCGAGAAAGAUUUCCUGGUCGCAUUGGUCAAUGCCCAAGAUCUAGACGCUGCCCGGCAAAUUUUCGUGUCGAUUGCUUUUGACUAUGGGCAAGAACCGACCACGCAACACUAUCUAGCCAUGGGCAAGAGAAAGUUUGACUAA